CUGUGUUGUUGUUGCUGUGCUUUAGUUUGAUAGUUUUCUGUCAGCUGUUUUUGUCAGGGAGUAUCGCGAGAACUUGUGGACGCUGCUACCAUAGCGUCGCUAUUGCGGGGUCGUCAUGGUUGCAGAUCAUACAUUAUUAUGAAUGUGAUAAUGAUACUUUUUUUUUUCUGCCAGUGGUAGUCGUAAUGAAAUGUUUGUAGAAACUCAUAUAGGCUUUAGUUUCACUGGGAUUUGUGACGUAUUAUAAAUAAGCGACCUGUCUCUUUAAAUGGUGUGGGGUUUUUUUUUUUAACGGGGCGGGGCUUAGUUGGCGCAACUUCUAGCGCGGGAAAUUCCGUUUCAAAUAGUAAAACCGGGAAGACGCUUGAGCAGAAGCUAAGAAAUUUUUUUUUACCAUCGCCGUAGUUUGCCUUAGUUCUGUCUCCUGGUUAGCUUGUAGUUUGUCUUUAGUCCAUUUUAAUCAUUUUCGGAGCUUUCUGUUUUUCUUCCAACAUGCCUGCUCUAGAAGUGACGGAUGCCUCUGCAAUCUCUCCAUCCAAGAGACCAAAGACAGAAACAAAGCCUGCAGUAGAAAGACCUGUCCUCAGAUUUGCAAAGCUGUCUGAGCAUGCAACGAAACCAACCAGAGGAUCAUCAAAAGCAGCUGGAUAUGACCUUUACAGUGCUUAUGACUACUCCAUUGGUCCUCUGGAUAAGGCCAUUGUAAAGACAGACAUCCAGAUAGCAGUUCCCCAUGGCUGCUAUGGGAGAGUGGCACCAAGGUCUGGUCUGGCAGUGAAAAACUUCAUUGAUGUUGGUGCUGGGGUUGUAGAUGAAGACUACAGAGGAAAUGUUGGAGUUGUUCUCUUUAACUUCAGCAAGGAAACAUUUGAGGUGAAAAAAGGCGACAGAAUUGCUCAGCUGGUUUGUGAGAGGAUCUGCUACCCAGAUCUGGAGGAGCUUGAGACACUUGAUGAGACCGAGCGUGGUGCUGGAGGUUUUGGAUCAACUGGAAGAAACUAAAAGUCCAUUUUGUUGUGCUGUAUAUGUUGAAAGUAUAUUGAUCAGUUUAAAUAAAGUUAAUUGUUUUGUA
Messenger RNA from Labrus bergylta (ballan wrasse), 1072 nucleotides. It is a transcript of the gene dut, whose product is annotated as deoxyuridine triphosphatase. Lineage: Eukaryota; Metazoa; Chordata; Actinopteri; Labriformes; Labridae. Gene Ontology annotation, biological process: dUTP catabolic process; dUMP biosynthetic process. Gene Ontology annotation, molecular function: magnesium ion binding; dUTP diphosphatase activity. The record is from RefSeq and is a predicted model, not a curated record.